AUGGGAAGAGGAAAGAUUGAAAUCAAGAGGAUCGAGAACACUACGAAUCGCCAAGUGACCUUCUGCAAAAGGAGAAAUGGACUGCUGAAGAAAGCUUAUGAGCUCUCUGUGCUUUGCGAUGCUGAGGUCGCCCUUAUUGUCUUCUCCAGCCGAGGCAGACUCUAUGAGUACGCUAAUAGCAACAUAAACUCUACAAUUGAGAGGUAUAAGAAAGCAAGCGACAGUUCAACUUCAGGUGGCAUUGUAGAUGUCAAUUCUCAGCAAUACUUCCAGCAAGAGUCUGCUAAACUCCGUCACCAGAUCCAGAUUCUACAAAAUGCGAACAGACACUUACUGGGAGAUGCUUUAAGUACGCUAAAUAUAAAAGAGCUCAAGCAGUUGGAGAACCGACUUGAAAGGAGCAUGACAAGGAUAAGAUCAAAAAAGCACGAGUUGCUGCUCGCUGAGAUUGAGUACAUGCAAAAAAGGGAAAUGGAGCUCCAAAAUGACAAUAUCUACCUCAGAGCUAAGAUUGCAGAUACAGAACGGGUACAGCAGCUAAGCAUUGUAGAAGCAACAGCUGAUCAGUACGAAUCCAUUAAUCCAGGAUUUGAUUCCAGGAACUAUUACCAUGCAAACCUUUUCCAGGCAGCAGCUCAUCAAACUGCUCUCCAACUCGGCUACGAACCAAAGCCUGAUAUAGCUCCUUGA
Molecule: messenger RNA, 690 nt
Organism: Zingiber officinale
Lineage: Eukaryota; Viridiplantae; Streptophyta; Magnoliopsida; Zingiberales; Zingiberaceae
Product: agamous-like MADS-box protein AGL11
Exons: 7
Coding region: 1-690 (229 amino acids)
Biological process (GO): positive regulation of transcription by RNA polymerase II
Cellular component (GO): nucleus
Molecular function (GO): protein dimerization activity; DNA-binding transcription factor activity, RNA polymerase II-specific; RNA polymerase II cis-regulatory region sequence-specific DNA binding
Source: RefSeq, a predicted model, not a curated record